Messenger RNA from Vidua chalybeata, 682 nucleotides. Its product is annotated as transthyretin. The record is from RefSeq and is a predicted model, not a curated record. Gene Ontology annotation, biological process: purine nucleobase metabolic process. The transcript has 4 exons. Gene Ontology annotation, molecular function: thyroid hormone binding. Lineage: Eukaryota; Metazoa; Chordata; Aves; Passeriformes; Viduidae. The coding region runs from base 46 to 498 and encodes 150 amino acids.
UCAGCUCCUGGCUGCUGGCACCAAGGCUCACUAACAGCGAGCAGAAUGGCCUUUCAGUCUGCGCUCUUUGUUUUCUUAGCUGGACUGGUAUUUGUCUCUGAAGCUGCACCACUGGUCUCCCAUGGCUCUGUUGAUUCCAAAUGCCCUCUUAUGGUGAAAGUGCUGGAUGCAGUCAGAGGAAGCCCUGCAUCUGAUGUAACUGUUAAAGUUUUUAAACAGGCUGAAGAUGGAAGCUGGCAGGACUUUGCUGUUGGGAAAACCACAGAGUAUGGGGAGAUUCACGAGCUCACGACAGAAGAACAGUUUGUAGAGGGAAAAUACAUGGUGAAGUUUGAAACCAGCUCCUACUGGAAGGCGCUCGGGCUUUCUGCAUUCCAUGAAUACGCUGAUGUGGUGUUCAAUGCUAAUGAUUCCGGUCACCGCCACUACACCAUCGCUGCUCUCCUCAGCCCUUUCUCCUACUCAACCACUGCUGUUGUCACUGAUCCCCAGGAAUAAACAUGUGCUAUCUUUUCACACUUUCCUCCACUAGAACUUUUAUGGGAGUUCCACUAGGCUUUUAUGGGAGGAAGGUUUUUCCUACUGCUAACGCAUAAAUUUUUGCUACAUUAGUCGGUUUUUUUCCAUUUUGUAACCUGGCAAACUUCAGAUAAGUCAAUAAAAUAUUACUUCUUUAAAACAA